AUGACCCCUGCACCACACCACACGACACGACACGACACGACACGACACCACACCACACGACACCACACCACACCCCGCGAUGAAUCCGGGUGCGUCUGGGACCGAAGCGAUGGAGGCCACCGGUCGCGGAAACAGACACGGCGCCUGCGCUCGAACGGCAAGGGAAGGGCGAUCGACCGGCAUCCCCCUCCGCUCGGCCUUCCGCUCGGCCUUCCACACAGAAAGACCACCGAAGCAAACGUCGGUUUCGGCCCGGUGGUGGCUC
Molecule: messenger RNA, 265 nt
Organism: Pseudo-nitzschia multistriata
Lineage: Eukaryota; Bacillariophyta; Bacillariophyceae; Bacillariales; Bacillariaceae
Source: the annotation of a GenBank genome assembly